Radiomyces spectabilis is the source of this 1491-nucleotide messenger RNA. RefSeq lists its product as uncharacterized. The record is from RefSeq and is a predicted model, not a curated record. Gene Ontology annotation, cellular component: cytosol; mitochondrion. Gene Ontology annotation, biological process: glycolytic process; intracellular glucose homeostasis; glucose 6-phosphate metabolic process. Bases 1 to 1491 code for a protein of 496 amino acids. Lineage: Eukaryota; Fungi; Mucoromycota; Mucoromycetes; Mucorales; Radiomycetaceae. The transcript is spliced from 4 exons. Gene Ontology annotation, molecular function: mannokinase activity; glucokinase activity; D-glucose binding.
AUGACUUUCCAACAAACACCUACCUCCGCCUUUCCUGCGUUGUAUACCCCCGAAGAAUCGCCAUUUGUCCUGGAAGUGUUGCCAGCAUUGAAACAUGGCAGUGACAAGCAGCAACAGGUCAUUCUGGAUCUGCAUCGCGAAAUGUGCCUGGAAAAGCAAGCUUUGUUGGCGGUGAUUGCAUCGUUUAGGAACGAAAUGCAAGAAGGGCUAGUGAACGACCGUGGAAGCGACCUCAAUAUGAUUCCUUCUUAUGUCACAGGCUAUCCAACCGGAAAUGAGAAGGGGACGUAUUUGGCCCUGGAAAUCGCCGGUAUGGAUGUGUAUGUGUGUCAGGUUAAGCUCAAAGGCGAAAAUGGAAAGCUAGCCAUCAACCAGUAUCAGUACAAGAUUCCUCAGGACCUUACGACGGACAGUGAUUUUGGCGUCCUGAUCGAAUAUGUCGCGGAUUGCCUAGCGGAUUUUCUAUUACGAAUUGGAACUCAGGAGCACUUUAUUUAUCCCACGGCGAUCUCCUUUGGCUUUGCUAUCAAGCAAACAGGAUUGAGCAGCGGGCGGAUCAUGUCAUUAGGUCACGGAUUCAGCUAUCCCAACGGCGUCGGCGUUGACAUUGUUCAACUGAUGCAUGAAAAAAUCAAUGAUAAACAACUUCCCAUCAAAAUCGUAGCCAUAGCCAACGAUACUGUAUGUACCUUGCUGGCCCACGCGUACCAACAUCCAGCGACGCGUCUGGGAAUCGUGCAUAAUCUCGGAACCAACUGUGCUUAUUACGACUGCAUCGGUAAUGUCAAGAAAUUACGCCACUUGAGCUUUCCCCAAGAUCACGAUAUGAUCAUCAAUACGGAAUGGUGCAAUUUUGGGUCUUCUCACCGCACACUACCGCGCACUUGGUUUGAUCGCAAAUUGGAUCGUGAAUCAAUCAAUCCGCAAUUUCACGUUUUUGAAAAAAUGACGACGGGCGUGUUUCUGGGCGAACUUGUACGGAAUAUUUUAAUCUAUCUUGUGGAUCAAGAUCUUUUAUUUGGCGGCGAAUCGUCCGAGAUUUUGAAUGUGUCUCACAGUUUUGACACGAGCUACAUGUAUGUGUGCGAGGGCGACCAAACCGACAACCUCGACGAUACCCGCAUCGUGUUGGAAGACAUGUUGAAUCUUUCGCGGACCACGGUAGCUGAUCGAGAGAUUGUCAAGAAAGUGUGUGAACUUGUAGGCAGCCGGGCCGCCGUCUUGAUGGGAGCGGCUAUUGCUGCUGUGGUUCUUCACAUGGUGGAUCACGGAGUCGCCACAUCGCCCGAUCAGCCGGGAUACACGAUAUCCAUUAGUGGAAGCAUAUAUGAAGAUUAUCCGUCGUUCCAUCCGCGAGUAUGCAAAACGCUGAAAGCGCUUCUUCCGCCAUCGAUUGCGUCGACGUUGUCGGUAGGCAUUGUGAAGCACUCGCGUAUUGUAGGCGCGGCCAUUGUGGCCAUGAUGGCUGAAAAAAUUACAAACCAAACCUGA